Molecule: messenger RNA, 1175 nt
Organism: Cercospora beticola
Lineage: Eukaryota; Fungi; Ascomycota; Dothideomycetes; Mycosphaerellales; Mycosphaerellaceae
Gene: MZM1
Product: Mzm1p
Biological process (GO): mitochondrial respiratory chain complex III assembly
Cellular component (GO): mitochondrial matrix
Molecular function (GO): protein folding chaperone
Source: RefSeq, a predicted model, not a curated record
CGCGUGGGCAUAGUAAUGCGCCUUCGGUGAUCGCAACUUCUACGUCGCCAUCAUGGCCUCCAAAGUGCUCUCCCACGUCGAUAUCGCCACGAAUCGCUUCGCUGUCCUCGCCACAUACCGCCAUCUCCUCCGCGCAACGGGGAUAGCAUUCAACGGCGACGCUCACAUGCUCCGCUCUUCCCGUGCUUUUGCUCGAAGUGAGUUCCGCAACGGCGCAAAACUUCCUGCCGACAGUGUCGAGGCAGCACAAGGCGUAGAACAUGCACAGGGUGUCACGCAAAUCCUGAGGGAAAAUGUUGUGCAAGGGAGACGAGUGGGAGAUGUUGGCGAGAAAUACAAGUUGAAUAUCCAUGAGCAUACGCAGAGGCUGGAUAAUGAUACUGCUGGAAAGUUGAAGGGUACUACUAAGAGCUUCAAGGAGGUGAAAAACGCAAGUUUGCUAUGAGGAGGCUUGGGCAUGGCACUCAAAAUGGACAAACGAACACUGUUGAUAAGUCCGAGGUGAUGCAAGAGGCAAUGACCGCGGGGUCGUUAGCACCACUCCGUGGCGUGAAGCCAGUCCCAACCUCCGUCGUCUGGACAAGGCCAUAGAAGACUUCGCCCACUACAGCACCUGCUGCUGAAUAUGGCAGGACGAUGCGGGCGCGCCCACAAGUGCCUGUAGGGUCUCAUCGGAAAAGCGUAGACGGAAGGACAACUACGUCGAGAUUCAACCCGGUCCAAAACCUCAUCCAUCACACGAGCACCUAGGGCAACGAUGCCGAGGAGAUAUCUUCGCAGCUUGGCUCCCGGACCGUACCCGGUAGCAUCGAUUGACAGCGGGACACAACGAAAGACGAACAGCCGAGCUUGGGAAGCUGGAAAUGGAGAGAGCGUGACUACAUUGUCGGCGGUGCCAAUCGAAGACGAAACUUGAACGCUGGAAGCAACCGGCAGCUCUCUUUGUACAGUUUAUCCGUAACUUUGAAGGCGGGUCCAGAUCACGACCUUUGCGCUCAGCAGUCAGUUGGUUCCAGUGCCAGGCAUAUCCUUGUGCGAAUUAAGCGAAGGCACGCUCUGCCUGCCUAGCAUUUAUUAGGAAACGAACUGGCUACGUGACCUGCGAUGCGAAUAAUACAUACAGUACACGGGAAUCUCAUUGAUCGCAACGUGCAUCUAUGGCACAUAACGAAUGC